Solanum verrucosum is the source of this 1295-nucleotide messenger RNA. RefSeq names its product terpene synthase 9-like. Gene Ontology annotation, biological process: diterpenoid biosynthetic process. Gene Ontology annotation, molecular function: magnesium ion binding; terpene synthase activity. The record is from RefSeq and is a predicted model, not a curated record. Lineage: Eukaryota; Viridiplantae; Streptophyta; Magnoliopsida; Solanales; Solanaceae. The coding region runs from base 1 to 1284 and encodes 427 amino acids. The transcript has 6 exons.
AUGGCAUAUGUCUUCAAGAAAUUCAUAGAUCAUGAUGGAAAAUUCAAAGAAAACCUUACUGAUGAUGUUCAAGGAUUAUUGAGUCUACAUGAAGUAGUACAUCUGAGAGUACGCGGGGAGGAAAUUCUUGAAGAAGCUCUUAUCUUUACUAUCACUCAUCUCGAAUCUAUGCUCUCCAACUCGAACAAUGACUCGAUUAAGGUUCAAAUUACUGAAACCUUAAGCCAACCUAUUCACAAGACUGCAGCAAGGAUGGGAGCUAGGAAAUACAUAUCCACCUAUGAAAACAAUGAUGCACACGACAAUUUUCUUUUGAAAUUUGCAAAAUUGGAUUUCAACAUGCUACAAAAGAUGCACCAAAGAGAGCUUAGUGAGCUUACAAGGUGGUGGAAAGAUUUGGAUUUUGCAAACAAAUUGUCACAUGUAAGAGACAGAUUGGUUGAGUGUUACUUUUGGAUACUAGGAAUGUAUUUUGAGCCUAAAUAUAAUCGUGCUAGAACAAUGAUGACUAAAGUACUAAAGAUGAGCUCUAUUAUUGAUGAUACAUAUGAUGCUUAUGGAACACUUGAUGAACUUGCAUCUUUCACCGAUGCAAUCCAAAGAUGGGAUAUCACUGCAAUCGAUUCAAUCGAGCCAUAUCUAAGACCUGCUUAUGAAGCUCUUCUAGACGUUUAUAGUGAAAUGGAACAAGUAUUGGCCAAAGAAUGUAAAUCAGACCGUGUAUACUAUGCAAAACAAGAGAUGAAGAAUUUGGUGAGUGCCUAUUUUAAGGAAGCCCAAUGGUUAGAUGGUGGCUGUAUUCCAAAAUGUGAAGAGCACUUGGAGAAUGCACUUGUAAGCUCUGGCUGUCUUAUGGCAACCGCUUCUUCCUUGGUUGGUAUGGAGGAAUUUAUACCCAAACAGACUUAUGAAUGGUUAAUGAAUGAGCCUUUGAUUGUACGAGCAUCCUCAAUGAUUUGUAGAGCAAUGGACGAUAUUAUUGGACAUGAAGCUGAACAAGAAAGAGGACAUGUAGCUUCAAUUAUUGAAUGCUACAUGAAAGAAUAUGGAGCUUCAAAGCAAGAGGCAUACAUGAAGUACCAUAAAGAAGUCAUCAAUGGAUGGAAGGAUGUAAACAAAGAACUUCUCCGUCCUACUAAAGUGCCAAUAUUUGUCCUUGAACGAGUUUUAAAUUUUGCACGUGUGAUGGACAUGUUAUACAAAGAAGAAGAUGCAUAUACAAACUCCAAAGGCAAACUAAAAAAUAUGAUUAGCUUGUUACUAGUUGAAUCUAUCAAAAUAUGAAAAUCAUUAUG